Molecule: messenger RNA, 564 nt
Organism: Pistacia vera
Lineage: Eukaryota; Viridiplantae; Streptophyta; Magnoliopsida; Sapindales; Anacardiaceae
Exons: 1
Coding region: 1-564 (187 amino acids)
Molecular function (GO): nucleic acid binding
Source: RefSeq, a predicted model, not a curated record
AUGAAUCCAAAUAGGAAAGAUUGGAGCUUGCGGCUUGGCGAUGCAUUAUGGGCGUAUAGGACAGCAUAUAAGACACCAAUUGGAAUGUCCCCAUUCCGAAUGGUUUAUGGUAAACCAUGUCACCUUCCCGUUGAAUUAGAGCAUAGAGCCUAUUGGGCAAUUAAGCAAUGCAAUAUGAAACUAGACGCAGCGGGAGAACAACGAAAAUUGCAAUUGAAUGAACUUGAGGAGAUACAGAAUGAAGCUUAUGAAAGUUCACUCAUUUACAAAGACAAAACAAAGGCCUUCCAUGAUAGAAUGAUCCAGCGAAAGCAUUUUGAAGCUGGACAAAAAGUUCUUCUAUUCUAUUCACGUCUUAAACUUUUUCCUGGUAAGUUACGUUCCCGUUGGGUUGAUCCUUUUGUGAUUACUAAUGUUUUUCCCAAUGGUGCAGUGGAAAUUAAGAGCACGAAUACAGGGAAAGACUUCAAGGUCAAUGGCCAUCAUCUAAAGCCAUACUACGAGCCAUUCAUGGAACACUUGGAUGAAGUACCUCUCCAUGAACCAACGAACAUGGAUGGUUAA